AUGCUAAUUAAGAUCAGUCCAGCGGUUCUUCAGGCCAAAUUGGCCGACGCCGACCAGCAGAGGAACCCGAUCCGCUCUAUUGAUCUGCACGAAGUUGCAGCGAUCAAUCGGGUCAAUCACCGCCGAGGCACCCAGAUCGAACAGCAAUUCGAGAUCCUCGAGAUGCGCUUGCAGGAACUUGCUGAUGAUCUGGACAAUGCCAAAGGCAAGUCUACCGCCCUCGAGAGUCUGAAGAAGAGACUCUCUGAGGAAUGCAAUGACUGGUUCCAACUGCGCCAAGCAGUGAAUGCUUCCGAGUUCAACAGGCGCCAACAGCAAGUGCGCUUCGCCGAUGGCCAGAGCUUCCUUCAAGAGCUCAUGCGCAAAUUGCCAAAGAUGCACAGCAACACUAUGCAGGGCACAACAGGAUGCCAGGUUUCUACUGCUAGUGCACUAAUCAAUAACCCAGUCAGCAACUCCCUCUAUGGCGCCUACAGGUUGCGACCUUGCGCCUCAGAAACUCGACAACCGCGUGAGAACCAGCAACGCCCCGAACCCGUACAAUUCCAAGAACAGCAGACUCGUUCGCUUUGA
Penicillium paradoxum is the source of this 573-nucleotide messenger RNA. RefSeq lists its product as uncharacterized. Bases 1 to 573 code for a protein of 190 amino acids. The transcript has 2 exons. The record is from RefSeq and is a predicted model, not a curated record. Lineage: Eukaryota; Fungi; Ascomycota; Eurotiomycetes; Eurotiales; Aspergillaceae.